Notechis scutatus (mainland tiger snake) is the source of this 517-nucleotide messenger RNA. NCBI's taxonomy places the organism in Eukaryota, Metazoa, Chordata, Lepidosauria, Squamata, Elapidae. The record is from RefSeq and is a predicted model, not a curated record.
CGGGAGGGGGAGGAGUCGCGGCGGGAUGGCGGCGGCGCGGAGGCUGAGCGAGGGCUCCAUCGAGGCCAUGCUGCUGCAGGCGGAGCCGGUGGAGAGGCCGGUGCUGCAGCUGAUCACCAUCCGCCCCAUCUCUACGGGAAACGGGCCCCCUCGCUACCGGAUGCUGAUGAGCGAUGGCGUCAACACCCUUUCCUCUUUUAUGCUAGCCACACAGCUGAACCCUCUGGUGGACGACCAGAGCUUGACCGCCAAUGCCAUUUGCCAGAUUAACCGCUUCAUUGUGAACACUCUGAAGGAUGGAAGGCGAGUGGUGGUCCUGAUGGAAAUGGAGGUUCUGCAGCCGGGCCAUGCCGUCCCUGCCAAGAUUGGAAAUCCGGUGCCCUACACUGAAGGUAAAGCCCCUUCCCCAGCGGGCCCCUUGGCAGCUGCCCUCUGGCCUUGCCUUUCGACCUGGCUUAAUCGCGGCCGCUUUCCUGCUGCUGCUGCUCCUGUCUUUUCUGUUGAUGCUCUUGGGUGA